AUGAACCUUUGCAAGGACCGUCACAACGAUAUCAUCCGCAGCCAGCGGUUUCAACCCCGGCGGGAGAUCGAUGACUUGGGUCGUGUGAUGCACAGAUGGGCAUGCAUCAUGAUCCGCCGCAACGCCCACAAAACCCUGCAGUCAGGCGGAGACGACUUUUGGUUGUCGUUUGGGGGAAUGGUCAGACAGGCCCUGAAUCAGGUCAUUGGAUCUGGAAUCAAAACAGAUGCUGUGAUCAGCAAGAUCAAAGCAUGGGCGACCGCCGAGAAGGACGCCACGGAGCGUGGCCAUGAGAGCGCUGGUUCCAAGAGAGUCACCACUCCGGCAGUCUUGGGCGACAAGCGAAAGAGAAAUGGUUAG
Molecule: messenger RNA, 360 nt
Organism: Pestalotiopsis fici W106-1
Lineage: Eukaryota; Fungi; Ascomycota; Sordariomycetes; Amphisphaeriales; Sporocadaceae
Exons: 1
Coding region: 1-360 (119 amino acids)
Source: RefSeq, a predicted model, not a curated record